Messenger RNA from Peromyscus leucopus (white-footed mouse), 4293 nucleotides. It is a transcript of the gene Kcnj15, whose product is annotated as potassium inwardly rectifying channel subfamily J member 15. The record is from RefSeq and is a predicted model, not a curated record. Gene Ontology annotation, cellular component: plasma membrane. NCBI's taxonomy places the organism in Eukaryota, Metazoa, Chordata, Mammalia, Rodentia, Cricetidae. The transcript has 4 exons. Bases 515 to 1642 code for a protein of 375 amino acids. Gene Ontology annotation, biological process: potassium ion import across plasma membrane; regulation of monoatomic ion transmembrane transport. Gene Ontology annotation, molecular function: inward rectifier potassium channel activity.
UUCCCUCCCUCCUUCUCUGUCCCUCCUUCCCCACUCAGCCUCUUCCAAUCUCUUUCUUUCUCUCUUCAUUUCCCUCAGGUAAUUCCUACAGAAACUUGUACCAACUUGUUUUUGACUGACAGCGAACAGCGAGAGUGUUUCUUCACUUUGAAAAACCUUCAGCACCUAUCUUUCCAAGGCACCCUGCGUGGACUGAUCAUUUCCCUGCCUGGUCAUAAUUUCCCAUCCACCCAGGAGCCGGCACUGGGCACUCCUGCAGGCCCUAGCAGAGGCCCACGGUAGCCAGGUGGGUGAAGGGGAGCAAGGACGUGCCUCUUGCCCUGCAGAAGAUUCCUGACCUACAGAGUGACUGACCAGGGUCAUUCAUCUCCGUCAGCCGGCAGGUGCUAUAAGAUGCUCUGUGGUCUCUCGGGCAGCUCCUCUCCGGCUGUUGGGUGUUGAGGGCAGGGCGACGCCUCCCUGGGGCUGAGCUGGGAGCCCAGUGCUGCUUCUGGGUGGUCCAAGGAGCCUGAAAAUGGAUGCCAUUCACAUCGGCAUGUCCAGUUCCCCACUGGUGAAACAUACCAAUGGAGUUGGACUCAAGGCCCACAGACCUCGCGUCAUGUCUAAGAGUGGACACAGCAAUGUGAGAAUUGACAAAGUAGAUGGCAUCUAUUUGCUGUACCUUCAGGACCUGUGGACAACGGUCAUUGACAUGAAGUGGCGAUACAAACUCACCCUGUUCGCUGCCACCUUCGUGAUGACCUGGUUUCUGUUUGGAGUGGUCUACUAUGCCAUAGCCUUUAUUCAUGGUGACUUAGAACUUGGGGAGUCCAAUUCUAAUCACACACCCUGCAUCAUGAAGGUGGAUUCUCUCACAGGAGCCUUCCUCUUCUCCCUGGAAUCCCAGACAACCAUUGGCUAUGGGGUCCGUUCCAUCACAGAGGAGUGUCCUCAUGCCAUCUUCCUCUUGGUUGCCCAACUGGUCAUCACCACAUUGAUCGAGAUCUUCAUCACGGGGACCUUCUUGGCCAAAAUCGCAAGACCCAAAAAGCGAGCCGAGACCAUCAAGUUCAGCCACUGUGCCGUCAUCAGCAAGCAGAACGGGAAGUUGUGCUUGGUCAUCCAGGUGGCCAACAUGAGGAAAAGUCUCUUGAUCCAGUGCCAGCUCUCGGGAAAACUACUGCAGACACACGUCACCAAAGAGGGGGAGCGCAUCCUUCUCAACCAGGCCACCGUCAAGUUCCACGUGGACUCCUCUUCCGAGAGCCCUUUUCUCAUUCUGCCCAUGACCUUCUACCACGUGCUGGACGAGACGAGCCCCCUGCGGGACCUCACGCCCCAGAACCUAAAGGAAAAGGAGUUCGAGCUGGUGGUGCUUCUCAACGCCACUGUGGAGUCCACCAGUGCCGUCUGCCAAAGCCGGACGUCCUACAUCCCAGAGGAGAUCUACUGGGGCUUUGAGUUUGUGCCCGUGGUUUCUCUCUCCAAAAAUGGAAAGUACGUGGCUGACUUCAGUCAGUUUGAGCAGAUCCGGAAGAGCCCGGACUGCACCUUCUACUGUGCAGAUUCUGAAAAGCAAAAGCUGGAAGAGCAAUACAGGCAGGAGGAUCAGAGGGAGCGUGAGCUCAGGAGCCUCCUGCUACAGCAGAGCAACGUCUGACCCCGGCCGGCCUCUGGGGAGCCCCAGAGCUGCUCCUGACCAGGCUUCCUCGCAAAAGCUAUGGCCGCUGUGCACAUGGGAGGGUGGGCCCGAUACCAAACCACACAGACAUUCAUGACCCGUCUUUCUCUUUGUUCUGGUGGCUGAACAAGCGUCUCUCAGUAUAAUAGGAUUUCUUCAGAGGCCCUGGUCAGAGGUGAACACUCAAAUUCAGAUCCCCCGCCCCCUAAAAUGGAAUUAUAUAUUGAAGAAGUGAGUGUAGAAGGUGGAGAGAAUACCUGUUCUGGCGACAGACAUGUAGCAACGUUGAUAGCGAAUGGAAUGUAUGUCUGUAGAAGAACAUCAGCCUAUAGUUCAAAGUAUUUAUUUAACCCACCUGUCAAGGGCAUCAGCAGCAGCUGAUUCUGAGGCAGGAUUCGCUAUUGGCUUGUAUCACUGCUUAAGAGCCUGCUCCUUCUCGUGCUCAAGUGUGUUAGUUAUAUCUGCAGUGAUGGGGAAGCAGGGACUUCAAAAAUUACAGUCAUUUGGUUUUUACAUUUUUUUCAGUGGAUUAAUUGUGUGGAGUAGAAGUAAUCAAAUCAGGAUUUAAGAGUUCUGAACAUACGCCCACAUCUGAAUUCUGAUGUCCCCGUCACUUUCAGGGGAAGCAUGCACUAGCCUCUUUUUCCUCCCAAAUGUCCCUCACAGACAAGCCAGACAGCACCAUUUAACGACAUGUUGGCAAUACACACAAUCAGGUUUCGGCCAGGCUUACAGAACCAUCACUAUUGUAAGCUCUGCUCUGAGUAAUAUUGUCAAUGUCAUUUUUCUAGAACCACACAGAAAAAUGGCUACAUGGAUUCCAUGUCCUUACGGCCUCCAGAGCUGCCCGUCUGUCAGUGCUGUUAGUCCAUCUGUCUCUCAGAUAUUUCAGUUUCCCCUGUGAACAUACCUUGGCCAGAGAGAAAUUGCACAAAAUUACCGAUGUCUUAAGAACGGAGGGGCUCCCUGAGAGCUGUGAUUGUCACAGCCACAAUAAGUACGUGGCUUGAUGAUUUUGUGAUUUCACCACAAAAGAAAAUUGAAGCUGUGUCACCGUGUAGGACACCAACCUAGAUGCUGCAGCCCGUGAGGCUGGGUGACAGCAGGAAGAGCAGCCGAGGGAGGGGCGUCUGUAAGCAAGAGGACCCCUUGUGCAAGAGUUCAAGCACAUGCUUGGUGCCCAGACACACCUCAUACAACUCAGUGUUACAGGGGGAACAUUUCCCUCGGAAAAAAACUAGAGUUUAAGGCCUGCAUUUUUGGGGAAAGAGAAUAAAUGGCCAGGAAUGGUUAAAUACGUAAAAGGUGUGCGUGUUCCUUUUAUUCAAAUCAGGACAAAUUGUAAAUUCACUCAAGUGCCAUGUGACCAUGAAUGUGCAGGCAACACACACACACACACACACACACACACACACACACACACACACACACACGUGUGUGUGUGUGUGUUAUCUUCAAUCAUUCAAGAGUAUUUUUUCUGUUCUUGAUUUCAUGGCAGGCUAUUUUAGAUUGCCUCUCUUCAAAAACUUUUGGAUGCUUGCCUGUUUAGAUACUUGUGCCUCUAGCUACUAAUCCUGUGUAUUUGGGUUGUAUGUUAUAGUAGAAUCAAUAGGAAAAAUCACAUCACAGAGUUGUUUGUGGUGACUUUUUAUUGUAUUAUGAAAUCCUUCAUACAAAAUCCACCUUGGUGCCCAUCUGAAUCUGAUUGAUAACCAGUAACUCAGCUCACUUCUGCUGUAUACGGUACAAUGGUGACAUGUCAGACUCAAUCAUCUUUGUAUAAUCACUGAGGAUAUUAUUUUCAGCCAGAUUUGGAAUAUUUGAAUAUUUGAUUUAUUUUCAAUACACACAAAUAUAUGUAAUGCCUUCAAAACCAAUGUAUGGGACAGGUGUGCUGGCACACGCCUGUAAUCCCAGCACAUGGGAAGUGGAAGUACAAGGAUCAAGAGUUCAAGGCCAGUCUUGAUGACAUAACGCCUACACUACAUGAGUUCCUCUAUACAAAAAACAAAAGUACAAUAAAUCACAUUGUUACAUAAUAUUUAGUAAGUAGUUCUAUAGUUGCCUGGUUUGAAACUUAACAUUUUCCAGAAUCUCUUAGCUAGUAUUGCUUUGAAUCACAUGUUCUCAUGUUAAUAUGCUAACAGAAGAGUUAAGUGGUGGAUGUUAUCUAGGCAGGCUUCUGAUGGAAACAGACUUGUAAGAGCCAUCAAAGCAAUGGAGUGCUUAACCUAAAGAAAGCUCGGUGAUCUUCAGAAACCCAAUGCAUCAACCUUCUCAGUGGCUGUUCAAAUGUGCUUCGUUUUGGAGGCCACAGGGCCCACAGCAGCAGAUCAGUGUAUACCGCAAGCCACCGAUUCUGCUUGCUGUUGUGACCCCAGACACUGGAGGAAAGAUGCACCCUUUGACCCACACUAUGAGCCGCCUUGGGGUGGGGUGGGAGCUAAACAUUGUUUCUCUUUUUUCUUUUUAUUCAUGCGGAAAUUAAAAGCACAGUUUUUGAAUAUCUAAAAUAAAUGCAUAAUGGUAAGAAAAAGAAUAAUAUUCAUUAGUGGACCAAAUAUUUAGAUAAAUGUAAACACCCAUUUUGUUUGAUCUUUAUUUGAAUUAAAUUUCUACUUUGAAUUGGC